GUGAGUGUUCCUCGCGAUAUUCAAUGGUUUCAGUACCGAGCCGCCGCGGGUCAGGACUCGAUGUGGCUUCAUCGCAGGGGAGAUUCGUAACCGUACGCCUCACGACGCGGACGGUGUGAUCCAUGAAUCAAAAGUCGGAGCGAAAGCGCGCGGUGUCAUCGUCCACGGGUCACCAGGUCGGCCGCCUCCGUGACCCGCUCCGCAGGUGCCGAUCGAUGAUCCGAAAGUCACGAUUCGCGAGGAACGCGACGGCGCGAUCGCGUUUUCCCGGUGUUUAGGCACACGCGUCGCUCUGAAGUUUGACGCGAGUGAAUUUCGCAGAUUCCUCGCUCGUAAACACGUCCCCCUCUUUUUUCUUUUUACGCUACUUUUACGAAAUCCCAUCUUCUCGACUUCCUCUCGACGGGCGCAUGUACGAUCGGCUCGCGAGUGCGCGCGUAACGCACAUGCUCGGUCGCCGCGAGAUCGACGGGGGUAAGCGCGAAAGAGCGUCAAAGUCUUCGUUCGGUCACGAGCUGUGCUCCAAAUAAAUAAACCGCGGAUACUCGUGUAACACAUCGUGUUCGAUUAACCAACGAUGCUCAUGGAACCUGUUGGCGACACUUUAAUCGACACGCAGCGUCGAUGAGUCGCGUGUGAUAACCUUCCCUCGCAACGCACUUUCGCAUGCAUGCGGUUCAUCGUUGAUUCUUGAUUGCUGUUCCACGAGCACUAACGAAAUGUAAAAGCGAAAUAACAGUCGAAAGUGCAAUCAGUAAAGAACGAUAACGAUGCGUUCCACGGCUAGCGAGCGCUCCGCUCUGAAAUUUCCGUCGUUCACCUAAUCUCAACAAUUGCCAGAGAAACGAUAUCCCAUUUCAUCACUCGCGCAAGAAAGCGGAACGAUUCGAUUUCGAGACAAAUGAAUUUUUACGAGAGUCUCAAAAUUUGCUCUCACAUCGAAUCUUCUCGGAAUUUUCGCGAACGAUAAUCGCAUAUAUUCCUGAUUGGAAAGGGAUAAACUUUUGUAAAGUGUGUUUUGAGGAAAUUUAUCGCUUACCGUUGCGAUUGGACGUUGCAUAUCGGUUCCGGCGUAGCGGAAGUUCCGACUAUCGGAAUAUUGGGACACGUCGAAUCCACUUUGCAAGUUGAGUUUGCGAAAGGCCCGGCAGUUAUCUUGUUUCAUUCCGCGGAGGUUUACCGUGAGAUCGAACGCAUUAGCGGGAUUCGCGAGAACAGACCGUAGAGGCAGAGGCACUCGGAAUCCGAAGGGAAGAAGAACCCCUCGAAGAGGAGUCUGCAUCCCUCGCCGUCUCGUGCACUCCGCGGCGAUAAAACUACAAUCGCCACUCGGAUCCUGUCACGAGAGACUUCGCUCCGUUACGGAUCCGUUUAUCCGGCAAAUCCAGUGAUCAUCUGUUCGCCCAACACGCUCCAUGGAAUCCCGCGGCAGCGAAAAAUUUACCUGACAGAACGCAUCGGUCAUGGAAUGAAAAAAAAAAGGGGGGGGGGUGGAGCGAUAACAAACGGCGUAAAUGGCCCGGAGCGGAUAAAGUUUCAACUACUCGCGCGAUAUCCGCGUUUGAAGAAUUACGUCUACGAACGGUCGGAAAAUCCGUCGAAGAGAUCGAUCGCGCGCUUGAAUCGUCCAACUCCCGAAGUCGAGGGAUCCUACACGGAUAGGGAGAACAAAAGAUCGUCGAACGAGAUGGGAACACCGUAUGGUGACGGCAUGCAUCGCCGUUAGACGUCCGGUGUUUCGUUUCUGAGAGGCCUGAAAGACAAAUAGCCGACGUCUCAUUAAAUGACGACGGGUAGGUGAGCGACAAGAUAAAUAGGGGACGUCCGCGUGGCAUGUCGGUUCACGGCGACGGCUACGGCUACGGCGGCAGCAACGACGGCAAAGAGCAUUAGACGAUGUGGAUGGCGGCGCAAUGCAGCAGCAGCAGCAACGGCAGCAGCAGUGGCAACGGCAGCAGAAGCAACAGCAACGACAACGGCAUCAGCGACGAGAACGGCAGCAGCGUCGGGGGUUGCAAUUAGUGCCGGCUCGCAACGGCCGCGAGGCAACGUAACGACUGAAGGGGGGGAGGGGGGCCGCCGGCCGUUAGGUGGUCGAGGGUGUGUGCAGUGCGCGUGAAAGGGAGACAAAAUGUGGUGGAGGUGGCGGUGGUGGAGUGUCGUGACGACGACGACGACGACGACGAUGCUGGUCUUGGUAGCCGCCGCGGCGUACUCGCCGCUCGUGGAACUAUCCGAUCUGGAUGAGCCAAUACCAAUUGUUGCCAUUGACGGAGUACUUGGGAACAAGGUGCAGCUUCCUUGUGACAUUCGUUCCACCAAUCAUGACGAAAUCAGCAUGGUGUUGUGGUACAAGGAAGGCAGAAACGAAUUACCGAUUUACAGCUUUGACGUUCGCGGCCGGCAAUACAGCAACGCCCGUUUUUGGUCGUCGCCCACGGCAUUGGGACCAAGAGCUUUUUUCGUCACGGCGACGAAUCCGGCUCACCUCAGCAUCGAUCGGCUGGAGAGCACCGAUGAGGGGAUCUACCGGUGCCGGGUGGACUUCAGAAACUCGCCGACGCGGAAACAAAGGAUGAACUUAACCGUUAUAGUGCCUCCGUCGAAGCCGGUAAUAUUGGAUGGGGCGACGAAGGCCGUUUGGGGCGUCGAGCAGCGGUACAACGAGGGGAGCGACGUGAACCUGAUUUGCCAGGCCCGUGGCGGCAAGCCACCCCCGAAGCUGACGUGGUAUCUCGACAAUAUCGUGAUAGACGAGUCCUCUCACUACGAUACCCAGAACGGGUUAACGAUUAACCACUUGGCGUUUCCGAAAAUUGGGCGACAACACCUCCAGGCGAGGCUGAUCUGUCAGGCCAGCAACACGAACUUGGUGCCACCGAAAGUCAAUUUAUUCGUCCUCGAAAUAAAUCUUAAACCGUUGGUAGUCCAAAUCCUGACGAAGGAAACGAGAGUUUCAGCUGAGAAAAAUUACAACGUGGAAUGUCGCUCAAGCGGUUCACGGCCAGACGCGGUGAUUACUUGGUGGAAAGCAAAUAAGCCAAUCCUUGAGAAGUCUGAGACCUACCCGAUCGAGAACAAUCAGAGUUUGAGCAUCCUCAGAUUCACGCCAACUAUAGAGGACGACGGUAAAUAUUUGACAUGCCGCGCGGAAAAUCCUGCUAUACCAGACAGCGCGCUGGAGGACAAGUGGCGGCUUGACGUACAAUACCAACCGGUGGUCAGCUUAAGGAUGGGCGAAACGCUGAAUCCGGAUGACAUCAAAGAGGGUGACGACGUGUACUUUGAGUGUAUAGUGCGAGCAAAUCCGAAGGUGUACAAGCUCGCCUGGUUCAAAGAUGGCAAAGAGUUGAAAAAUAGUCCUACAGCGGGUGUAGUCCUGAGCGAUCACUCUCUGGUCCUCCAAGGAUUGACUCGUUACUCCGCCGGCGAUUACACCUGUCUUGCCGCGAACAGCGAGGGAAAGACGGCCAGUAAUCCAGUGUCCCUCCAGAUAAUGUAUGCGCCGGUGUGCAAGGAAGGCAAGAGCGAAGUGGUAGUUGGCGCUUUGAAACAGGAGACCGUGUCGUUAGUGUGUUCCGUAGAGAGCCAUCCGGCGCCAUUGACUUUCCAUUGGACAUUCAAUAAUUCCGGCGAGCUCGUCGAGGUUCCACACUCGCGUUACUCUCAAGUAUCGGCGUCGGGCGUACAAGACAGUCAGAAAGAGUACGAGCAGUUUCGCGGGUUCAGACUGAACUACACACCAGCCUCGGAAAUGGAUUACGGUACAGUAGCAUGCUGGGCGAGCAACCAGGUUGGCAGGCAACGAACACCUUGCCUUUUUCAGGUUAUAGCCGCAGGUCGCCCGUACGCUCUUCACAAUUGCAGUGCCACGGAGAUGUCAGCUCCUCUGGAUAUGGAGGAGCUUGGCACGAAGUCGGGAACCGGGCUGAUAGUCCGGUGCCUGGAGGGCUACGAUGGAGGUCUUCCGAUAUACAGCUAUCAGCUGGAAGUCGUGUCCGACGAGGACGGAGGUCCGAUUCUCCUAAAUAAAACCGUGCCAGCGGGUCCGAACGGGCCGACUUUCGAAGUCGCGGGACUAACGACGGGAAGAAGCUAUCGACUUUUUCUCUAUGCAAUUAAUGCGAAAGGAAGAAGCGAGCCUGCCAUACUCGAACCGGUGACCCUAAAGGGUGUCGCUAUGUACACAACUGGCAACACCGAUGCAUCGAUGCUGAAUCCGUUGUUGCUGGGCUUGGCAGCCAUGGCGACCCUUUUGGCCCUGGCCGUUGCUGGAAUCCUGGCGGCGCUCUACCGGAAGCACUCCACCGGCCGACCCGGAAGUCCAAAGCACGCUCCCAUCGUAUGCGAGCCGCCUAAUGCAGGUGCAACCACCCCGGUGCACCCUCAGACCAAGCAGGCGGUCGAUGACAUCGAUCCGGACAUCAUACCCAACGAGUAUGAAAGAAGACCCCUAACAUAUACCCCCGUCUACAAGACACCGCCACAACGAAGAAAGAAGGAUCACGCCACCGAUGAGGACGUCUCGCCAGAGAAAAGGCCGAUCGUUCAGCACGGUUUGGAUCUGCCCCCGGAUCCGAUGUUGACCGACUGCCUGCCAACGCCUACCAUAAAUUAUCCGCAAAAUCACGUACCUCAGCAAAGCGCUUACAAUCAUCCGCCCACGAUGGCUGAUUUCAAACAGAUGGCGAUGGACGCCUACAAUCAGCGUAACAACCAAAACGUAUAUUAUAGCCUUCAGAGGACGAGCAAAGGGCUCUCGUCGAUGCCACAGAGGCCCGUUUCAUCGUCGAUCUCCGCGCAAGGCAAAUUCCAUCAACCUGAAGUGGUGACACGCUCGAAUCGGAUACAGGAGAGCUGUAUAUAAGUUCGGAGGGUUUCCCUGCGGGAUCAACCUCGUGAGCUUCUAAGACGCCGCCGGCGAUUAUAUUUACACGUGUAAAUGUAACGAGUACGGGCGGGAGAGCAGCGUUAUGUAGAGAUCCGUGGAUUCCCGAGACGCGAGCGCGAGGUCUAACGUGGUAUCUUCCCAUAGUUGGUACACGAGUUUCGAACCACUCCGCGAAACACACUUAACGUUUACUGUACAAAACCGUAGAGAGGCUGAUGGUGUGUUCCAGAUCGUAUUGAUGGGAACGCGGUCUCUCCUCGAGAUUACGCUACGCCGAUGCCGAUACGAGGACGGCGCUACAUUUUCAUAUUAUAUAAUUUUGCGGGGAAGACAAGGCGAAACGAUAUUAGCGAGUUAGAGAGAGAGAGAGAGAGAGAUACCCGUGCAUGUCCAAAAAUAUUUCUUUACUGCCAUACUGAGGUAUAAACGGUAUAUCGUAACGUACAAAGAGUCUAACCCCUAAAAGUAGUUAAUGUCAAUAACGAGGGAGAUGAGGCUGGGUCAAAGCGAGCUGAGGAAAAUUUUAACAGCGCUUUAUAUUUUAUUCAUACUUCCGGUCUCCAAGUCGCGUAUAAAAUGGCGUCUUUACAUGGUGGACCUCAACAUAUUAAUUCUUUUGGAACUUACUCUUACAACUUAUCAAAACUUUUUUCAGAUAGUUACUCUUACAGUGCAACUGUAAGGUAAUACGAUUGGGAAGAUGAUUCUCGAUCAAAGCUCAUUCUCCAGCCUUAUCCCCUAAAAUACUAACGAUAUUAAUGUGAUCGUAUUCGAAGCUCAUCACUGCUCAUGUUUUUCGUACGCAAAAUUUUUAUAACAAUAACUCAGACAGAAAAUAAAUUCAUUAAAAAGACUUCGCCGAACACGAGAGAAUCUCUUAAGGAGCGACGUCUUCGUUCCCGAUCACUGACGCGGCACACGAACGUGGAUUUUACUGUUUAUAUGGAACUAGUUUUUGUACAAAGAUCUAUUGUAAAUAGACACGAGCCUGGCCGUAGAAUUAUAGUCACUAAUGUCCGAAUUUCAUCCGUUACAUGUUAAGUCGAGAGAUGUCCGAUCGCGUAAGAUAAAACUCGAUGGCAUACGAAUACGAAUAAAGAGAAUUACGUUUCAUCUGUUUUACACAAA
Messenger RNA from Monomorium pharaonis (pharaoh ant), 6019 nucleotides. RefSeq names its product hemicentin-2. Gene Ontology annotation, molecular function: protein binding. The transcript is spliced from 12 exons. The record is from RefSeq and is a predicted model, not a curated record. The coding region runs from base 2132 to 4867 and encodes 911 amino acids. NCBI's taxonomy places the organism in Eukaryota, Metazoa, Arthropoda, Insecta, Hymenoptera, Formicidae.